CAAAUUUCUUCAAUGGCUUCGUCAGGGAAAUCGAUGAUCCAAACCCUAAAACGGUUCACGAAGAAGCCAUGGGAGUUCACCGGACCUCAAACAAGCCCCGAGUAUUUAGACUCUGUACCCAAGGCAACGGAGUACAGAAUCUUCUGUCCCGCCACUACCCAAUCUCAAGCCAUCAUCCCCACAUCCGAUUCUGAAACCGUCUUCGAUAUCAAUUAUUAUUCUCGUGACCAGAGGCGUAACCGUCCUCCAAUCAAGCGCACCUUCCUCACCAAAGCUGAUGUUGAGAAGAUGAGGAUGGAGUACAAGUUUGAUGUCAACGAUUUUCCUAAGCCUUAUUUGACUGCUAAGGUUGAAGAGGAUGAGAAUGCUAUUGGUGGUGGCUACCAGAAAUGAAUGCUUUG
Solanum tuberosum (potato) is the source of this 401-nucleotide messenger RNA. RefSeq lists its product as uncharacterized. The coding region runs from base 13 to 393 and encodes 126 amino acids. The record is from RefSeq and is a predicted model, not a curated record. The transcript has a single exon. Lineage: Eukaryota; Viridiplantae; Streptophyta; Magnoliopsida; Solanales; Solanaceae.